This is a messenger RNA of Vidua chalybeata, 2070 nucleotides long. RefSeq names its product otopetrin 2 (gene OTOP2). The record is from RefSeq and is a predicted model, not a curated record. The transcript is spliced from 7 exons. The coding region runs from base 92 to 1879 and encodes 595 amino acids. Gene Ontology annotation, cellular component: membrane. Lineage: Eukaryota; Metazoa; Chordata; Aves; Passeriformes; Viduidae. Gene Ontology annotation, molecular function: proton channel activity. Gene Ontology annotation, biological process: proton transmembrane transport.
AACAGGGAAACUUCUCAGCCUGGCAGAAGCAGAGAUUUGGAUCCCAGGCAGCAAAACAGCACUGAGCCUCAGGCAGAGCCUUGGUCGAACCAUGACCGAGGAGCCCGGACAGAAGGACAGUGAGCUCGGACACCCCCACUGCAGCAUGGGCUGCGGACACAAGGAUGACAAAGCCAGCCUGGCUUCGAGCCAGAUAGCAUCUUUCAGCCACCAGCCCCCCUCCACUCCUGCCUCCAAGGAAGUGUGGAAAAAGGGUGGCCGCAUGUUCUCCAUCCUGCUGGCCGUGCACUUGGCCCUGCUGGCCUGCACGCUGGUGAGCAGCGGGGCUUUCGAGAAGAUUGCUGUGCACGACUACGACGUCUUCUUCCUGCUGACAGUCAUGAUGCUGAUUGUCAUCAUCUGGAUCAUCUUCUACCUUGCCAGCACCUCCCGGUGCCCAGGUGCCAUCCUCAGCAAGGACUCCCAUGCUGGGCCCAUCUGGCUGAGAGGAGGCCUGAUCCUAUUUGCCAUUUUCAGCCUUGUCAUGGAUGUGUUCAAAAUAGGAUAUUACUCGAGCUUCUACAGCUGCUUGUCUGCAAUCAAAAUCAUCUACCCCAUUGUGCAGGCAAUAUUUGUGGUUGUCCAGACAUAUUUCCUGUGGGUCUCUGCCAAAGACUGCAUCCACGUGCACCUGAACGUUACCAGAUGUGGCUUGAUGCUAACGCUGACUACAAACCUGGCUGUGUGGAUGUCAGCAGUGACAGAUGAGUCUGUCCACAAGGCACAUUCAAAGCUGAAGAAAAACAUGACAGAGGAAAUCUUCAGGUGGCUCCUGAAAGUGGGAAUGAGAAGCAGCUCAGUUGAAGAAUGUAAUUGCAACAGCCAAAUCUGCCAGAUCUUCAAAAAUGGCUACUUUUGGCUGUACCCCUUUAACAUUGAGUACAGUCUUUUUGCCUCUGCCAUGGUCUAUGUCAUGUGGAAGAACGUUGGACGCUUCAUAGACCACCACUCCCACCACAUUCAGCGCCUGAAGUUCAGGCUCUUCCGAAGGACCUUCUUUGUUGGCAUCAUGUUGGGCCUCAUCAUCCUCGUGAGUGGUUUGGGAGUCCUCAUCCUGUACGAGGUGCAGGUAAAUUCCAGCACUGAAUCCAGCAAGAAGAGCCAAGCACUCACCAUGUACUACAUCUUCAACAUUGUUUGUUUGAGCCUGAUGUCUCUUGUCUGCAUUGGUGGCUCUGUCAUCUACCGGUUUGACAAGAGGGACAUGGACCGGCACAAGAACCCCACCAGGACCCUGGACGUGGCCCUGUUGAUGGGGGCAGCCUUGGGGCAAUAUGCCAUUUCCUACUACUCCAUUGUGGCCAUCGUGGCCAGCACGCCAAGGGACACUAUCAGUGCACUCAACCUCACCUACGCUCUCCUAAUGAUUGCCCAGCAUACCUUCCAGAACAUCUUCAUCAUCGAGGGCCUCCACCGGCAGCCCCCCAAGGAGGACUACAAGCACGAGUCUCACCAGAAGGACCUCUACGGGCUCACCUUUGUAAACAUCAAUGCAGUGUCCCUGCGGGUGCCUGACACUGGCAGCGCCUUGGCCGCUGGCGCGGCAUCUGGCACGGAGGCCAUGCACGCUUCUGACCUGGUGAGGUCCCUCACUGCCCCCAAGAAGAUGAACUGGAGGAGGAAGUUCUUGAGGGAGAUCUCCAUGUUCCUGCUGCUGAGCAAUAUCAUACUCUGGAUCAUGCCAGCGUUUGGUGCCCGGCCCCAGUUUGACAAUGACACAGAACUGAACUUCUAUGGCGAUUCCAUGUGGCCGGCCAUCGUGGACAUUUGCCUGCCCUUUGGGAUCUUCUACCGAAUGCACGCUGUGGCCAGUUUGCUGGAGGUCUACAUCAUGUCCUAAAGAGGUCCCUUGCAAGGGAGAUGAGAUCCUCCUCAAGUAAUCCACCUUUUUCCUACCCCAGGGCUGGGAAGCUGCCCAGAUGUCCCCAGGGGUCUCCAACACUGCCUGAAUCACAUCCUCUUGCAGUAUUGGGGCAUUUAUGAACUGUCAGUGAAGAUGAUCCAAACAUAGUCCAGAUUUUAUUUUUGCUA